UGAUAACUAGCGAUUCGCCGUGGACAACAGCAUUCUCUCUCACUGUGUCUGCUGGAGCUCAAUGUUCGAAUGAAAUCCAGUGUCUUAUCGAUUGCCCUGGUCUGUCCUGCUGGAAGUAGGGAGUACACAGUGGAGGUCUGUCUUAGACACAUGUAGGCCUGUGUGUGUUGUGGUUAAGGUGGAAUCUACUGGAUUGUACAAGGAUAGACUUAUUGUCGUAAUCCAUCACAAUGGAAGAAUUAUCCUGAUAACGAGGAAGCGAAACCGUCGAUGAAAUGAUUAACGAUGGAGUCUGAGCACGAUAAGUUGGCUGAUUGGAUAUCUCCAUGACAAGGAAGCUUUCCACACUAACACCAUGCUGAAUAUGAAUGAGGUGGUGACAAUGGUGUGGGCUGUUUUAUCUUCCGUCAUUCCAUCCACAGGUCUGGGCGCUGGCUGUGAAUGCAUUACCUACGACAAUACUUACGGUAAAGAAUAUGGUGUGUUUACAUCUCCCAACUGGCCCGUCCCCUACGAAGAUAACACAGAUUGUAUCCUGUAUACCUUUAUAGCUGGAGAAGACGAAAUAGUCGAGAUCACGUUUGACGAAUUUGAUCUACAAAAAACAAAUUUAGAUUGUAUAUAUGGAGAUUACGUGAAGUUAUUUCUUCAUUUGAAAGAAAGUUCCGUUAACGAACAUACACCAUGGAAUUUAGUGAUGUGUGGAAAAUUGGGUGAUAUCGAUCAGACACAUUAUUCAUCAAGUUAUUCGCUUGUUUUUGAAUUCCAUUCUGAUUGGAGGCAAGGAAAUAACACCGGUUUUCGCGGAACUUAUCGAUUUCUUAGCCAAAAAAUGUUUGAAACUCAAGGAAAUUUAAAACCAGGAACUCUUUGUGAUUAUCAGUUCUUCAGUGGCAGUACUAAUCAUUCGAGGGGGAAGUUUUACUCCCCUCAAUAUCCCAGUACCUAUCCGAAAGACAUUAAGUGCACUUAUCGCUUCAUGGCCAGAUAUAACGAACGGGUUAAAGUGAUGUUUGAACACAUCCGAUUGCAAAGAGGUGAUUUGAGUUGUCUGAACAGUCCCGAUGUCAUUAUGGUAUACGAUGGAGAAGACAACAAUUGUCUAGUAAUAGGGGAAUUGUGCAACACAAACACAUUUGUAGAAUAUGUAUCUACGGGUUCGGAUAUGUUUAUAGAGUUUCUCAGCAGAAGUCAUUUCCCAGGACAAGGUUUUAAAGGAGUUUAUACUUUCGAAGAUGAAAGUACCGUAGUUUCUUAUGUCGAUGUGCCAUCCAUUGAAUCAGUAAGAAGAACUUUGGAGUAUCACACGACAACAGUACUACCAGCAACCAGCUGUGAUCAACGUAUAACCAGUGACGUUACUAAAAAUGGAACCUUUACUAGUCCCAACUAUCCCGAGCCAUAUCCAAUGCACAUCCACUGCACUUAUCACUUUAUGGGAAGAGGAAAAGAAAGAGUACAGAUUUUUUUUACGGAUUUCGAUUUACAUAUGUCCCAUGAACCAUCAAAAGAUUGCGAUUCAGUUGAUGCAGUUAUGGUCUUUAUAACAAUUAAUGGACAAAAAGAAAGAGUAGAUAAUUUCUGUGGUAAGGAUCUUCCUGCCCAGUUGAUGUCUAAUGGAGCUUCGAUGAUUGUAGAAUUUCGAUCCAUACAUUCGUCUCCGGAUGUAAAAGGAUUUAGAGCAAUAUACAGAUUUGUAACAAAUUUCGGAAUAACAGGUUUCAAACAAGAUUCGCAAUCUGUGUGUGGUUUCAUCUUUAAUAGUACAGAACGCUCUAACGGUACGUUUACAACUCCUAAUUGGCCAGGAUACUACCCUAGAGACACUGAAUGCCAUUAUUUCUUUUAUGGGCAAGCGAAAGAAAAAGUUCAUAUUACUUUUGCGUAUUUUGACGUGGAUGGCAUACCUCCAUGCACUACCGAUUCAGCCAGCGAUUACGUGGAAUUUUCCAAUUUUAAAACCGUGGAUAGAAAAUUGGCAAGACAUUGCGGUCAUAAAAAACCAAAAGUGAUCGAUUCUGAUGGAGAUUUCUUUCGCGUCACUUUUAAAUCCAAUGAUAAAUUCGAUGGUACAGGAUUUGAGGCUUUUUACCAGUUUAGAACACAUAUGGACCCGUUUACAGUGAAAAGAGUUUCCACUUCUAACGGAAAUCACGGCCUUGUGCUGAUUCGACUGCAUUUUAUCAGAUGACAUACGGAACCAAGUUAAUCGAACUUUCGACAAACAACAGGAUAAUCUUAUCUUAAGCACAAAAAUAAAAAUUGUGUAUUUAUCGGUACGUAUUUCUUAAUUAGUUUGAUAAUGCAGGUAUGUUGAUAAAUUAAGAAUUUAACUAUUUUCUUAUUAAAAAAAAAAAAACGUUGUUAAAGAAGAAUUACUUAUACACACAGUUCUUAACAAACAUAUAGAACAUCGAUAACAAAUUUAGUUACUGUGAACGCACAGUAUAAAAUGCCAAAAUAACAAAUAAGAUAGUACAGUUUAGAUUAGGUGAAGCAGUUUUCAGCUUGUUGACAUUAAGGGCCUCUUACAGUAGUUAUAUAAAUAUCAAACACUCUAGGGAACGUAUAUAUUUCGAACAGACAACAGAAUAUUUUUAAAAAAAUAUACUGCAGUUUGUUAUCGAUUCACACGGUAUCGUAUUCAUCGCGAAUUGAUUCUUACUAUAUAAACUGUUGUUCAUAUUUCUUAUUCUCAAAUAAUAGCUAUAACUAAAGUUUCCUCUAUAACGACUUCAACACUUUAUAUUAGAAUAUUUAGCAAAACAAGCAAUAAUAUCUUACAACUGUUCUAUGUAUUUAUGAAACAGGUGUUUUUAUAUGGAUUUAAACUAUAAAGCUAAACUACUUUCGAAAUUUUUCCAUUAAAAUGAAUCUAGGAUUAAAAUCUUCAGUCGGUGUUAUAUGGGUUACAAACAAUUUUUAAUGAAAUAAGUAACACGCAGCUUUACUAUAUUUAGCUGUUUACAGUUAUAAAUAAAAAAUAAUAAAAAAACUAAGUCUGCUCCGACCUCAUCCGAGAUAAAAAUACCCAACUUUAUCUCUCAGAACUGUUACUAUGACAACCAAUUUCAAACGUGAGCCAAUGUUAUCGAUGGAGGAGGAAGAAAAGCUGCGAAGAAACAUCGUUAACCUUUUCCGUCGUCUCAUGCGUAGGCGAAUAGCUUAAAUCCUACGGAUGCGGGGGCGUUGAUUUCUUCCGACCUCUGAUCCAACCACUGCAUUGUUUUCGUCCGUAGAACUAUCGAAAAAUUCUGUUACGGGGACAAUUCCCUGCACACCGAUAUUUUCUUCCCUGAUAAAAUUUAUUGAAUUCUCUUUCAUUUAUAUUUGUUCUAAAUCGGGUGUUUAAAAUAAAUUUUAUUCUACAUAGGAUGACUUCUAAUUUUAGACAGACUUUCAAUAGAUUUUUAUGUAAUAUACCAAUAAAAUUAUUCUAUGAAAUUAUAUAAAAUCUUAUAA
Messenger RNA from Centruroides sculpturatus (bark scorpion), 3462 nucleotides. Its product is annotated as suppressor of lurcher protein 1-like. The transcript is spliced from 16 exons. Bases 356 to 2191 code for a protein of 611 amino acids. Lineage: Eukaryota; Metazoa; Arthropoda; Arachnida; Scorpiones; Buthidae. The record is from RefSeq and is a predicted model, not a curated record. Gene Ontology annotation, cellular component: plasma membrane.